AAGUUCCGGGAAUCAUGCUUGCCAGCGUGAAGCUCGCCACCAGGCUUGUGUCACACCAUCCUUGGCACUAUUGUCACCGAAGUGUAACCAGAUUAAGUGUGCAUGAAGUGCUCACCGGCCAUAAUGAAGACAAAAAGAAAGUGAAAAUUCAGGGUUGGGUGCGCUCUGUCCGAGCCCAGAAAGAAGUUUUGUUCCUUCAUGUCAAUGACGGAUCUUCUCUGCAGAACCUUCAGAUCGUGGCUGAGCCCAGCCUCAAACACAGCUCCAUCAGUUUCGGCAGUGCAGUGGAAGUGUCGGGGGAUCUGGUGAGGAGUGUGGGCGCCAAACAGAGUGUGGAGGUCAAGGCAGAAGACAUUCGAGUGGUUGGAGAAUGUGACACCACAGAUUUUCCGUUUAAGAUUAAAGAGCGCCACCCCCCAGAAUAUGUGCGUCAGUUUCCUCACCUGCGCUGCAGGACCAACACGUUUGGAUCCUUGCUGAGAAUCCGCAGUGAAGCCACGGCAGCAAUCCACGAGUAUUUCAAGAGUAAUGGUUUCAUUCACAUCCACACCCCUAUAAUUACCUCUAAUGACUGUGAGGGAGCGGGAGAGCUCUUCCAGGUCCAGGCUGGAAGUAAGGACCCUGCUCCAGGAGAAGAUGGCGGAUUUUUCGGGGUUCCAGCGUUCCUUACUGUAUCUGGUCAGCUACAUCUGGAAAUUAUGUCAGGCGCGUUCACAAAAGUGUUCACCUUUGGGCCGACGUUUAGAGCUGAGAAUUCGCAGACUCGGAGACAUUUGGCGGAGUUUUACAUGGUAGAAGCCGAAAUUUCCUUUACGGAGAGUCUCGAGGACAUCAUGCAGGUGAUGGAGGACCUUUUUAAAAGAACGACCUCGUCAUUGCUGGAUAAAUGCGCUGAAGAUUUGUCCCUCUUCUUCAAACACGUCUCCCCAGGACAGAAAGACAGAAGUGAGAAGCUAAUAAAGAACAAAUUUAUUGUAAUGUCUUAUACAGAAGCAAUAGAGAUUCUACGGAGAGCUCCGGUUGCCUUCCAGUACAGCACAGAGUGGGGUUGUGAUCUACAGACGGAGCAUGAGAAAUAUCUGGUCAGACAUUGUGGGGACGUCCCGGUAUUCGUCAUCAACUAUCCGUAUGACCUGAAACCUUUCUACACCCGUGACAAUGAGGACGGGCCUCAGCGCACUGCGUCCGCAGUGGAUCUUCUGGUUCCAGGAAUAGGGGAGCUGUUUGGGGGCAGUCUGAGAGAGGAGAGACUUCACAUCCUGCAGUCACGUCUUGACAGGUUAGGACUCACCGACACAUACCAGUGGUACCUCGAUCUGCGCAAAUUUGGGUCCGUCCCGCACGGUGGUUUCGGCAUGGGGUUUGAACGCUACUUGCAGUGCAUCCUGGGAGUUGACAACAUAAAGGAUGUCAUACCCUUCCCAAGGUUCCCCUACUCGUGCCUCUUAUGAGGCUGAGCAUUGGCCGGACACACUGGACUUUCCUAACAGACGCAGCUCGGGCACAAUGCAAAGGGAUGGCGAGCU
This is a messenger RNA of Nanorana parkeri, 1526 nucleotides long. It is a transcript of the gene NARS2, whose product is annotated as asparaginyl-tRNA synthetase 2, mitochondrial (putative). The coding region runs from base 15 to 1451 and encodes 478 amino acids. Gene Ontology annotation, biological process: asparaginyl-tRNA aminoacylation. Lineage: Eukaryota; Metazoa; Chordata; Amphibia; Anura; Dicroglossidae. The record is from RefSeq and is a predicted model, not a curated record. Gene Ontology annotation, cellular component: mitochondrion. The transcript is spliced from 14 exons. Gene Ontology annotation, molecular function: ATP binding; asparagine-tRNA ligase activity; nucleic acid binding.